AUGGCACAAGUUAUAACCAAUUCAGGUCAUGAUGAUAUGAUUCAUGAUGCAGCUUUAGAUUAUUAUGGUCGCAGACUUGCCACAUGUUCGUCAGAUCGCACUGUUAAGAUCUUUGAAAUCGAAGGAGAAACACAUCGUCUUACAGAAACACUGAAAGGUCACGAAGGAGCCAUCUGGUCCAUCUCCUGGGCCCAUCCCAAAUACGGCAACAUACUUGCUUCCGCAGGCUACGACGGUAAAGUCCUCAUCUAUCGCGAAACCUCCUCAGUCUGGACCAAAAUCUAUGAUUUCGCCCUCCACACCGCUUCCGUCAAUUCUCUCUCCUGGUGUCCUCACGAAUCCGGUUGUCUCCUCGCAUGCGCUUCCUCUGAUGGAAAUGUCUCGGUUCUAGAAUUCAAAGAUAAUUCUAUGGAUCAUAAGAUUUUCCAUGCGCAUGGUAUUGGUGUUAAUAGUGUUUCUUGGGCACCGUCGUCGCAACCGGGUAGUUUGGUGAGCGCGAGUGCGGGGGGGAAGGAGGGGGGUGUUAGAAGAUUUGUUACGGGUGGAAGUGAUAAUCUUUUGAGGGUUUGGGCGUGGGAUCAGGCUAGUUUGAGUUAUAAGGUUGAAGGGGCUCCAUUGCAGGGGCAUGGGGAUUGGGUAAGAGAUGUCGCGUGGAGUCCUACGGUUUUACAAAAGAGUUACAUAGCAUCCGCCUCCCAAGACAAAACCGUCCGCAUCUGGACCUCCACCGCGGCCUCGACCCCGGGGCAAUGGGAAUCCAAAGUGCUACAAUUCGAACGGGAAGUCUGGCGCGUAUCAUGGAGUUUAAGCGGGAAUGUAUUGGCGGUUAGUGGAGGAGAUAAUAAAGUUUCUUUGUGGAAGGAAAAUUUGAGGGGAGCAUGGGAGUGCGUUAAGGAGAUUGAGGAAUAG
Molecule: messenger RNA, 909 nt
Organism: Sclerotinia borealis F-4128
Lineage: Eukaryota; Fungi; Ascomycota; Leotiomycetes; Helotiales; Sclerotiniaceae
Source: the annotation of a GenBank genome assembly